Plectropomus leopardus (leopard coralgrouper) is the source of this 813-nucleotide messenger RNA. Lineage: Eukaryota; Metazoa; Chordata; Actinopteri; Perciformes; Serranidae. The record is from RefSeq and is a predicted model, not a curated record.
CUGAAAUAACAGAAAAAAUAUUUUGUAAGUUGCAUGAGAAACAGGUGUGUAAUGUCGCCGUGCAGCUCUUGAUGACAUCUACAUUUGAAUUAAAAUGAACAUUUCCAUUCUUCCCUCUGAGGUGAGCUGAGGUGGUUCACUCUUGUCUUAAAGCCUGCCGUCAUGGCUCGGUACCUGAGCUAUUUCACCACUGUGGGCGAUAAGGAGCCGCUCCAGUGGGAGGAUGUAGAGCUGCACGCGGCCAGCGAGGAGCUGAGUCCAGCCACUGGCCAGUUUCCAACAACGCUGACCUUCAGGGAGUCAUUGCAAAGACUCUACAGCUCCGAACGGUUCCAGGGUGAAGCCCUGCCCAAGAAGAAGAAGAGGAGAACAUUUGACAGCGACGCAGUACAGACUGAAACAUAAAUCAGAUAAAUCAUCACCAAUUUUAUAUGAAAAGCGACCUUAGAUGACUUCUGUUGUGAUUUGGGGCUGAUAUAUGAAAUUAAAAAAAAAUUGAUUUCACUCUUGGGGAAUCUUAUUUUCAGGGGUGCACCCCUGGUAUAAUGCUAGGGAAACCCUGCAAAAUAUUCAAAAUAGACAAUAUCUAGUCAUAUAUCACAAUACCGAUAAGAUAUUGAUAAGAUAUAAGAUAUUUCUCAGCCCUGUACCUCAUGAUGUGAUUGUAAUUAUUAUCAUUAUUAUUAUUACAUACUUUUUUUGAAUAACAUACUAUACUAUGACGUUUUUUUCAUUUGUGGACGACAUACUAUACCGUGAGAUUUGACAUAAUUUACUAUGAAAUUUGUAUCAUUAUUGGAAAACCUACUAUAC